This is a messenger RNA of Penicillium olsonii, 2733 nucleotides long. The record is from the annotation of a GenBank genome assembly. Lineage: Eukaryota; Fungi; Ascomycota; Eurotiomycetes; Eurotiales; Aspergillaceae.
AUGGCGGCACCGUCCGAGUUUGGCCCCGACGCCUUUCUAUACCCCACAGAGUCUGGAGCCCCUCAAAUGGGAUUUGAAUUUGCCGAAAAUGGUGCGCCGGCCGAUGGCACCGGCACCGGCGAAAGCAACUUCGUUCCCCGUCCGAAGCGCAUUGCAUGUGUCGUCUGUCGCAGGAGGAAACUGAGGUGCGAUGGCAGACGACCGAGCUGCGGCACAUGCUCCAGGCUGGGCCACGAAUGCGCAUAUGAUGAGGUGCGCAAGAAGAGUGGCCCAAAGCGGGGAUAUUUCAAGCAGCUUGAAGCACGAUUAGCCCAGGUAGAAACGCUUCUUAAAGGCCAAGAUCCAGACCCGAAUCAAAGACCCUCCCCUCCCCAACCGUUGGAUAAUGCGUUCACCGCGCCCAUAAGCGAUGAAUCCAUGCUGGCCUUGCCGGACCUGUCAGACUUGGGGGAGCUCGGGGGCUUUGGGGGUAAUAUGGAUACCUCAUUCCAGGCCCAAACUGCCCCCAGCGCAGGCCAGCAAGGACAAUUGUUAUUCCCCCCACCCCAGCAUACAACACCAAGUGGCAACUCCCAAUGGGACUUGAUCAGUUUAGGAUUGGAGGAGCCACUGCCCUCUCAGGAUGUGAUCGAUGAGCUGGACACACUGUUUUUCGAAAAGAUCUACCCCAUGAUGCCCAUCAUCCAUCGUCCCCGCUACUAUGCUGCUUUAGAUCUGGCACCUAAUAUGCGGCCACCGGUCUGUCUGCGAUACAUUAUGUGGUGUCAUGCUGCAUCGGUCAGUGAUAAGUACUUCUUUCUCCAUGACCAUUUCUACCAUCGGGCACGCAAAUACGCCGAAAGAGAUGAGAUGAAAGGAUUCGGAGAAAACAUCGUCAGUCUAGCAUAUUGCCAAACAUGGGUGUUGAUUGGCACCUACGAGUUCCGAAUGAUUUACUUCCCGCGUGCCUGGUUGAGUGUUGGCAAAGCUGCAAGACUGGCCCUUAUGCUGGGAUUGAACCGACUUGAUGGUGCCGGUCUCGAUGUCAAGCAAUCGAUUCUGCCGCCGAGAGAUUGGACUGAGCGUGAGGAAAGGAGGAGAGUGUUCUGGGGCACUUUUGCCACGGACAGAUAUGCCAGUGUCGGAACUGGUUGGCCGGUUCUUAUUGACGAACACGAUAUCAUGACCAACCUGCCCGCUUCCGAAGAGUCCUUUCUGAAAAGCAAACCGCAGAGAACAUUGCGUCUAAGUGAUGUCGUCAAUGGCGAGGGAGCCUCUUCAUUAGCCCCCUUCGCAUGCGUGAUGGUGCUGACAAGUCUGUUUGGCCGCAAUUUGGUGCACAUCCAUCGACCCCAGCCUCAUGACAACGACCAUGACCUGAAUGGGGAGUUCUGGAAGCGACAUAGAAGUCAUGAUAACAUUCUUCUUCACCUUGCGCUAUCCUUACCUGAUCAUCUCCGGCUUCCUAGUGGCAUGUCAGACGUUAAUGUUAUAUUUGCCAACAUGAGCAUUCACACCUCAACAAUUUGUCUGCACCAAGCUGCCAUCUUCAAGGCAGAAAAGAAUAAGAUGCCGAACCAGAUCUCAACAGAAAGCAAGCGCAGGUGCCUUGUGGCAGCGAACCAAAUCUCGAGCAUUAUGAAAAUGAUCAGCCAUGUUGAUUUGACAAGCGUAGGUUCAUGUGACCCGUCUGAUGUUGCCCCUGCUGAUGAAUUUCAGUUGAACCCUUUCAUGUCGUUUUGCUUAUACAUUGCUGCUCGUGUGUUUGUGCAAUACCUCAAAUCCAGACCAGAGGACUCGAGUGUCCAAUCUUCAUUGCAGUUCCUCGUGUCCGCUCUGAAUGCCAUGAAGGGCAAGAACCCCUUGACAGAGUCCUUCCUAGUGCAGUUGGAUGUUGAUCUUGAUGGCACUGGCAUCCGGGCCCUGGAUGACAGAAGUGUUUCCAAAAACGCCGCACGUUCUAUGCUGAGUUAUUGCAAUGAUAAACUCGAGUGUCCUCCCAUCUCAAGUGUUUGUCAAACACAAGGGGGUCCGGCAGAGGAGCCUUCUCAAUGCAGUGCAAACCGCCCAACCCAUCAAGUUGAUAAUCCUGCAGGGGCAUCGAUGUCGCUUCCAAGCCGGCACAAGGAGUCAGGGAUUCAGUCUGCCAGGGGACCACCCUUCAACAGUGACGGAAACCAACAUCCAUUUGACCAAACCUCGACCCAAAACAUAGAGCAGACUGGCCCUGGGACUAUUGUCGAUAUGGAUCUGGAUUUCUCACCUGAUUUUGGAAACCUCAGCGACAGAAACAACCCGCCCUCUGACCAUCCCACUCCCUCUACUUUGAAUUCAUCUUCCAACACCUCAUAUUCGCUUACUGGUGGCGAUGAUGCACCGCCUGGAACCAAAAAGCACAAGUCUGCCAAUUAUCCCAACCCCGGAUCUGGGUUAUCCUUCGAAAAGCCCAACUCAAUGCACAUACCACCCGAGAACACGAAUUUCCAAGCCGCCGGCAUGAACUCCAUGGGUACUCGAUACUACUCGAGCAGCUCUGAAAGCCCAGUGCUCCCUACAGAAUCAAGCUCAUUUUCAGUCCCGCCCGCAUGGGUUGUUCCAGGUCAAAUGCCCCAAAUGAAUGACCAGGAUAUGGGGGCCCUUAACAUGGAGACAUUCUCUGAGUCGCAAUGGGCUCAGAUACUGGGGACUCAAAUUAUGGGUGACACUCCAACCCCCGGAGCCAAUACUGGUUGGGACAACUGGCGUCCAUCAUGA